CUGCCACUUAUGGUUUAAACUGGAACUGCAACAUUUUCGGCCACUAUCAUAAUUUACCGAAGCAACAUUGGAAAAAUGUUAAACAAUAAUUUUAUAUUUAAAUAAAAAUACAAUUUAACGUAAUAAAAAAAAUUAUCAGAGGAAAUAUCAAUUAUCCACUAGCCAUUUAUUACUACGAGCCAUUGAAGACUCACUACUGCCUCCUUUGAAUCAAAGUAGAACUACAACACUUCCGGUAACCUGCCAUGCUAGCAUAGUAGCAUCGUGGCUAAUCAGAGACACCUGGUGUUGACCAACAUUUUGUCAGGUUGGUCAGUAAGGUUUUCAUGCGUAGGCAUGAAAAUGAUUUUUUAAUAUCGAAAUUUAAGUAUUGAAGUCUGGAAAAUUAGUUGUUUUUUUUAUGGAGUGUGCUGAAUGCAGGUUCAACGUUGUUUUUUAUGGCGUAUGCUGAUGUGCAAGAUUACCGUAAAGGACGUCGUAAAGACAUUUGGAGAUCAUUUCAAAGGCUUGGCUGGCCCAGUUUGGGGUGAGGCUGAAGACCUGGGUCCAAUGACUCAUCCCAGAUCACUGCCUGUCUCAACAACCAAGGAGGAUCCUUGCUGAAGAACGGGAUCAUAGACCUACUUCAUGUGCGAAGUGCCGUGACAUAACUUUUGUUGUGAUUUGGCGCUACAUCAAUGGAAUCGAACUAAGGAUCGGAAAAAUGCGAGUCAAAAUCAAAUACUCCACUGCCUCACAUAUGACGAGAAAGGACAGGGAGAAGCGGCCGGGUCAUAAUGUGUAAUAUCACUUGGAUCUACUUCAGAGUUUUGGAGGGAAAGUUGCUGUUGCUAAGCGAGGAACAUUCCAAGUUUUUGCUUCUCCUCCCGUCCAUGCAGUUGUCAAACUGAUGCCGUCAAAGGGGAUGCUGCCAAAAGCCUGAUGUUUCCAUGACGAUGCGAAGGAAAACACUGCUUUCCUUAUGGAUAUGCCACCUCUGACCCGCUUCGCUACACAUCAUAAAAAAUCAAAGACCGCCGCUUCUGGAAACUAUCCGUGAGGCCGCUACACACGUGGGAGCCGGGUCCACAACCGCCGGGCCGGGGGCCGGUACCGGUACCUAGAUGGGGACCACCUUGUCUGGACGAAACAAGAUCAGGCCUCCCACUGAUUGAGCGGAUGGUGGAGGUUGGAGGGUGUCAUCACAUCGGAGAGGGGAUUAGAGGAGAGAGGUCGUCUUCUAGGAGCUGUGUGGUCCACCUCCUCUUGACUCUUCACCUCCUCUAUGAGCGGAGGGAACACUCGCCGGAUCCGCUGCCAGUUGACCUCGGGUUUGAUAGCCACACGGUGCAAGUGAAGUGGUCUGCCUGGACCUCAAUUCUACAUACUCCCGACCAUCCUCCAUGUCGUGUCUUCUGUUUGACAAAAUGCUGGUACAAUGGCUGUCCUGUUUGGCGCUGUUGUCCUUGGACUGGGCUCCGGGAUGCAUGGCAUACACCACCACCAGGGCACAAGGCCUCAGGGGUCGAAUCCAGAGAGACCGCAGGAACAUCCGCCCGAAUAUCAUCCUCAUCAUGACUGACGACCAGGAUGUUGAACUGGGCUCUCUCCAGGUGAUGAAUAAAACCCGCAAGAUCAUGGAGGAAGGAGGCACCUCCUUCACCAACGCCUUCGUCACCACACCCAUGUGCUGCCCGUCGCGCUCCUCCAUGCUGACGGGCAAGUACGUCCACAACCACAACACCUACACCAACAACGAGAACUGCUCGUCGCCCUCCUGGCAAGCUCAGCACGAACCGCGCUCCUUCGCCGUCUACCUCAACAACACCGGCUACAGGACAGCCUUUUUCGGCAAGUACCUCAACGAGUACAACGGCAGCUACAUCCCACCUGGGUGGCGUGAGUGGGUCGGAUUGAUCAAAAAUUCCCGCUUCUAUAAUUACACAGUCUGUCGGAAUGGUUACAAGGAGAAACACGGUGCAAAUUAUGCCAAGGACUAUUUCACCGAUCUGAUCACCAACGACAGUAUCAACUUUUUCCACAUGUCCAAAAGGAUGUACCCCCAUCGCCCCGUCAUGAUGGUCAUCAGCCACGCUGCUCCUCACGGCCCAGAGGACUCGGCACCGCAGUACGCUGAGUUUUUCCCCAAUGCGUCCCAGCACAUCACCCCGAGCUACAACUACGCCCCCAAUAUGGACAAGCACUGGAUCAUGCAGUACACAGGCCCGAUGAAACCAAUCCACAUGGAGUUCACCAAUUUCCUCCACCGGAAACGGCUUCAGACUCUCAUGUCUGUGGAUGACUCUGUUCAAAAGGUUUAUGAAAUGCUGGAGGAGACUGGAGAGCUGGACAACACGUACAUCAUUUAUACCGCUGAUCACGGCUACCACAUCGGUCAGUUUGGGCUGGUCAAAGGCAAAUCCAUGCCUUAUGACUUCGACAUCCGUGUGCCCUUCUUCCUGAGAGGACCCAAUGUGGAGCCAGGGGCAGUAAACCCUCAUCUGGUGCUGAACAUUGACCUGGCCCCCACCAUCCUUCACAUCGCCGGUCUGGACACGCCUCCAGACAUGGAUGGAAAGUCUAUCCUCAAGCUGCUGGAACAGGAAAGGACCGGCAAUAGAUUCAAACCCAACCGGAAACCCAAAGUCUGGAGGGAUACAUUCCUUGUUGAGCGAGGAAAGAUCCUGAGGAAGAAGGACGACUCUGUGAGCACGCAGCACUCGAACAGCCUGCCCAAAUACAUGAAGGUGAAAGAAACCUGCCAGCAAGCUGAAUUCCAGACGCCAUGUGAACAGCCGGGACAGAGGUGGCACUGCGUGGAGGAGAUCACGGGGAAGUGGAGGAUACAGAAGUGCAAAGGCGGCUCCAAGGAGGGACCCAGGAAGAGGGCUCGGAGUCUAAGGCCCCGCAGCAGCUACGAAGCCCACGAGAGAGGCUGCGACUGCGGGGACGCCGUCUACAAACCCUCCAGGAUGGAACGCCGCUCCCACCGGUCGUCAUCCUCUGGCCAGCGUUAUCGUCCACGUUUCGUCCACACGCGUCCCACCAGGUCUCUCUCGGUGGAAUUUGAGGGUCAGAUCUACGACGUGGACCUACAAGCGGAUGACCAGUCGGCCGUGCGUCACCGUGCCAUCUCCAAACGCCACUUCCCCUCAGACGACUUGGACUUUGACUCGGGUGCCGACGACGGUUCGGAGGAAAUGCUGGCAGACGACACCAACGCAGUGGGCUACCCCAAGUCCCUGAAGGUUACACACAAGUGUUAUAUCCUCAUGAACGACUCUGUCCACUGCGAGAGGGAAAUCUACCAGUCCUCCAGAGCCUGGAAAGACCACAAGAGCUACGUGGACCAGGAAAUUGAAGCGCUUCAAGACAAAAUAAAAAAUCUGCGAGAGGUCAGAGGGCACCUGAAGAGGACGCGACCUGAUGAUUGUGAUUGUGGGAAGAAAAGUUAUUACAGCAAAGGAGACAGAAACAAGGCAGAGAGGCUGAAGAACAGGAACGAUCAACUCCAUCCAUUUAAGGAGGCGACGCACGAGCUGGACGGGAAGACGCAGUUAUACAACGAAAUCCGAAGAAGGAAGAAGGAAAGGAAGGAGAAGAAGCGGCAAAGGAAAGGAGACGACUGCAGCCUUCCGGGCCUCACCUGCUUCACCCACAACAACGACCACUGGCAGACUGCCCCCUUCUGGACGUUGGGCGGGUUCUGCGCGUGCACCAGCUCCAACAACAACACCUACUGGUGCCUGAGGACCAUCAACGAGACCCACAACACGCUCUUCUGCGAGUUCUCCACCGGCUUCCUGGAGUACUUUGACCUCAACAACGACCCCUACCAGCUCACCAACGCCGUGUACGAGGUGGACCGUGACGUGCUCAACUCCCUUCACGCUCAGCUGAUGGAGAUGAGGAGUUGCCAAGGCUACAAGCAGUGUAACCCUCGACCUAAAGGCUUGGAUGCAGCAGCACGCAGCCAGUAUGGGACGGACGACAGGGUUAAGCUUCCCAACUUGACGGACGAGGACGUCAACUGGCAGGGACUGGAGGAUCUGUACAGCAUCAACGAAAGCCUUUACCAAUGUAGGCCCGACUACAGCCCGGGUCCCGACGACUGGGCCAACUUCCAGAAGGAUGUAGAUCACAUGUUUGCACUGCCACGCCUUUUCAACCAAUUCAACCAAACCCAAACGCCUGACGACUCCACCCUGCCCGAGCUGGGCUCCGGGGCCUGGGGCGGAGGCCUCGAAGUGGGCAGCGGGGACGAGCCGGCUCGGGGUGGUUAUGUGCCGCCCCGUUUCACCGCCACGAAGCCCAUUAAUGACCUCCCCAGGAGGCAAACGGACCCCCCCCAGAUGCCAUUGGUACCCCCCGCUCAAAACGGGGGCUGGGUGCAGCAGCAGCUGGAGGACAUGGACGGAGACGUGUUCAGCGGCAACGGGCUAACCGAGCUGGACACGCGACACGACGCUCUACUACGCACUCACAACUCCCUGCAGCCCCUCCUUCCCCGCAUGGAGGACGCCGCCCCUCACCGAGCCCCGGGUCCCAGCCUCGGCCCCAGUGUCGACGACGACGACGACGAGGAAGACAUUUUCCACGACCAGGGCUUCCUCCCUGUUUCCCCGAACGCAAUGAGGCCCAGCACCGCCUCCACCGGGAGCCCCCCCACCGCACAGACUCCAACCUCGGUGCUGGUCCCUGCCCCGCCCCUCACGUUGCUCUACGAGGGCAGCGGCGCUCAGAAUCUCUGAUGGUCGCCGUACAGAGAGAGACAGUCACAUGACCAGGUCAGUCAUUCAGACUUGUAUAAUGACUUUAAAAGCUAUCUUUAUUUUUUUACAUUAUUAUUAGCUAACAGUGUUAUGAUUUUUGUCAAAUAUAUAUAUUAUAUAUUUAGAGAAAAGCCUUAAUGCAGCUAAGUGUUGGGAGACAAAUGAGAUUAUUCCCUACGGAUAACAACGCUUUUUAAUGAGGAAUCAGUCGGUAAAAACAAACGGACCCCAAAUGCACUUUGGAUCUUUUCCCCAUAAUAAUAAUAAUAAUAAUAAUCAUCAUUUUUACCGUGUUAUUCCUCACAUGUUACAGUAUUUUUGCUUUUUCUACACUAUGAUGCUAGUUUUCCCAUGUUUUGACACUUGAAAGUAUGUGUUUGAAGAAGGGGGUGUUUGCUACAUUCACCGUCCAAAAAGUACGAAUAAACAUUCUUCCACUGAUUGGACCGCCAAAGCAACGUUGUUGAUAAAUGAUGUUGACAUAAAAACAGUAAGAUUGCCAAAAAAUGCUGAGUCAUGAGAGUGCGGUUAUGAUAAGAUGGGGUUGAGUCAAUGCUGGGAAAAGCUAAGCAAUUUUUCAUGUUACUGCAUGAUGCUACUAAAGGCCCGUGUAGCGACAUCGCUAGAAUGUUCCAACCCACUUGAGUGUGUGUGUGUGUGUGUGUGUGUGUGUGAGUGUGUGUCAGUGGUUGCUGGAAAGCCAUGAAAAUA
Doryrhamphus excisus (bluestripe pipefish) is the source of this 5462-nucleotide messenger RNA. The record is from RefSeq and is a predicted model, not a curated record. Lineage: Eukaryota; Metazoa; Chordata; Actinopteri; Syngnathiformes; Syngnathidae.